This is a messenger RNA of Pseudomyrmex gracilis, 3649 nucleotides long. Its product is annotated as kinesin-like protein CG14535. NCBI's taxonomy places the organism in Eukaryota, Metazoa, Arthropoda, Insecta, Hymenoptera, Formicidae. The transcript has 12 exons. Gene Ontology annotation, molecular function: microtubule motor activity; microtubule binding; ATP binding. Gene Ontology annotation, biological process: microtubule-based movement. The record is from RefSeq and is a predicted model, not a curated record. Bases 5 to 3649 code for a protein of 1214 amino acids.
CGACAUGGCGAGCGGUCAGGAAGGCAAGGAAUCGCCCAGGGCAGCGCAGAAAUUGAAUCUGUCGUCGAGUCCGCAUCGGCGACGACGUUCCGGCGACGAAAACAUCGGAUCUGACGAGCUGCCCAUUUUUCCCAAUGGGUACGCCGCGCUCCUGCUCAAGUCGCCACCUCCAGCACCACCCGCCCUACUCAGGAGGAUAGGUGUAAAAGAGCUCACCGGAGUCGGCAAGGUUAAAGUAAUGUUGAGAGUUUCACCCGGAGAUGGAGGUAGUUUUUUCAACGCGGAUAAACGGAAAAAACAAGUUACAUUGGUGGAUCCAGCAUCGGGACAAUCUUCAUCGGCGGAAGAUCGGCGACCUACCGUGGCGGCGCCGAAGAUGUUCGCUUUUGAUGCCAUCUUUACUGAGGAAGAUUCUCAGACCGAGAUCUGUUCAAGCGCCUUGACGGACGUAAUCCACGCGGUCAUCAAUGGAACGGAUGGUUGCCUCUUUUGUUUCGGACACGCUGGCUUGGGCAAGUCUCAUACCAUGCUGGGAACUCCCGAGGCUGGUCACACACUGGGCGCAAUCCCUUGCGCCAUAGCGUGGCUCUUCCGCGGAAUUUCCGAGCAACGACAGAGAACCGGCGCCAGGUUCAGCGUCAGGGUCAGCUGCGUGGAAUUGACUACCGGUCAGCAACAACUGAGGGACCUGCUCGCGGCGCACGCGAACGACUCGGAACAAUCGCCGGCCGUGUAUCUCAGAGACGAUCCGCUGUUUGGUACCCUUCAAUUGCAGCAGCACAGCGAGCUUCGCGCGCCCACGGCUGAACGAGCGGCUUUCUACCUCGACGCGGCGGUCGCCGGUCGACAACGAGAGGACGGCGACGCUCACAUGCUGUACACGCUGCACGUGUAUCAGUACAGCGUAGCCGGAAAAGGUGGAGUUGCGGGCGGUAGAAGUCGGCUGCACUUGAUGGACCUUGGAAACUCAGACCGCGGCAAGUCCUCGGGCGGAAUACCUCUUUCCGGUCUCGGCAACAUUAUACUCGCGAUCUUCAACGGUCAGAAACACUUACCGUACAAAGAGCACAAACUCACCCAACUGUUGAAAGAAUGUCUCGGUUCUCUGACCUGCCACGCGGCUGUGAUAGCUCAUGUGUCACCCAACGCUCAGCACUACACGGAAACGCUCACCACCGUUCAAGUGGCGUCUAGGAUCCAUCGGAUGCGACGUCGAAAAGUCGGCAAGAUGGUCGGAAGCGGGACGCACGGGGCGGGAAGCGGCGGAAGUUCCGGCGAGGAAGCGGCGCGACAGAACAGCGAGUGCGAUCCGAGUUCGAGCGAUUUGUCGGCCGACACAGUCAUCUACGUGGGACCGAGCGCCGAUGACGCAACCGACGGCGAACAUCCGCCCGUUUACAUACCGAGUUUGAACUCGGGCGACAAUCGUUGCGCAAUGGGCAGAGUGCUUCGCGGCUCAGCCGCUGAGAAACCCUGCAAGUCUUCGGAGGAACGCAGUCCGGCUCACAAAUCCUCGAAGACGGUGAAGACGCUGACGCAAACCGCGUCGAAGCAGACCUCGCCGGCGCACAGCGCGACCCCAAAAGCGAGCCCGGCCAGAAAGAACUCGUCCAAGAGCGCAUCGACGUCCAAAGUGAACGAUUCGCCGAGUAGCAAAAUUCCAGUGGCCGCGCCUAGCGGCGCGUCCGACGAGCAGUGGAUCGACGGUCCGAGGAUUUCCAAGUCGAAAGUCGCGGAAGCCAGGCACUUGCUGAAAGAUCCUCACCACAAGCGAGAGACUUGGGUGGACGGACCGAUGCAGUUGACCGGCGCGCCGUUGCUGCAGCUUCACACUCAGCAUCAGCACGCGACCUCCGGUUACGGUUUCAUGGACAGUCACAAGAAGAGCAUGAUUAGGAAGUGGGUGGAGAAUCAAUCGUCGCAAAUACAAAGGGCGAAACAUGCCGCGCCGCGGCUCGAGUCUUCGAAGAUGACGUCUUCCGGCCAAUCGUCCGGUCAGUUCAAGGAGUUGACGCAGUUCAAGACUUGCAGCGGCAUUGAAGACGACGACACGUCGUUAUCAACCGCGGAAAGCGACAGCUUGAAGGCGAACGAGAUCGAAGAUAUAACCGAGAAGCUGAGCGCCAAGUUGAAUCUACUCAACGUCAAGUCCAACACGGAUUCGGGAUUGGAUUUAACGGCCAGUCCGGUGAUGGACGACAGCGUCGAUAAGGGAAAACUCGAUUUGCCGGACGACGAAGAUGACGACGAAGAAAUUGUCGUGCCGCCACCGUUGCCGCUGAUUGAACCGCUCAGCAAUGGAGUAAGCAGAGAGGUUUCCAUGGAAAGUCUCAAUCUAUCGCACAAGGAUAUCGUUCUUCCGUCGAGACAUUCGUUGUCUUCCGAAGACGAAAUUCUGGAGAUCGUCGAAGUGGAAGACUUGGAGCCGGUACCUAUGCAGGACUCGUGUCUGCAGGUGACCGAGGAGGACAUCGCACUCUGCAUGGGUGAGAAUCCUCUGCCCGAGAGCGAUCAGGAAGAACAUCCUUUAAGGAUUCUUAGCCAGGAAAAUCUCACCGUAGUGUCAACUUUCACAGACUCCAUGUCGGUGAUGUCGGACACAGAGAGAUACAGACCGCAUUAUCCGCCGCCGGUUGGCGCGGGUGUUUUACCGAGGCCGUACUUCGACCACGAAGACUUUCUCGAGCAGGAGACCAGGCACAAGUUCGAUCAGUUGGCCAGACUUCACGAGCUCUACCAAAGCAAACUCGCGCUCGCCAACGUCUCCAAUUCUGUGACUUACCAGAGAGAAAACUCCUCCACUGUCAACGUGCGAGACGCUCCAUCAGCGACCACCUUCCGUCCGCCAUCUCGCUGUCAAUCCUUGUCUCUUUCGGACGUCUUGUUCAACGACAACGCGAGCAAUCACGGCAGCAUCUACAGCGAGCCCGCUUAUAUAGCGGGCAAACCCGAUCAGGAAAAAAUCUGCGACAAUUGUCGUCAGAGCAUGUCCAGACCCGCCACAGCUUCUUAUUGGUACCCGAGCAGCGUCGCUCAUCUUGCAAGUCCAAGAAGGUACUGCGGCAAACUGGGCGACUGCAACAUCUCCAGCCUCAGGCAUCCGGACGGAGCGUCGAAUCCCAAUCUCAAGGAGGAGAUCGAAAGGAUACCCGGCAACGGAGCGUCCGGUUCGGAUCCCGAGGAGGAGUACAUAGAGGCGAAGAAGUUGUUCACGGCUGCCGAGAGAUCCGAGAGAACGGUAACGGGAAAGUCCGACAUCGAGGAGGAUUUAAAAAUUCAGGGCGGUACACCUAUGCAGUUAGCGAUGCCAUCUCCGGCUCCGUCCUCCGGACGAAUGCAACGCAAGAUCCUCAUCGGUUCCACUUUCGGUCUGAACAAGGAGGGUUCCGAUUCCGGUGCGGACACAACACCACGCGCGACCAAGCUAUCACCGGCCACGUUGUCUAGACAUCGCGCCGAGAGCUCUGGUUACGACAGUAUCGUUAGGGACAGCGAAACGAGCAGCAUCGCCAGCGACUCGUCCAGACAGACCGGCGCGUUACAAGAACAUCAAGGUGGCGCGCUGGGAGUUCUAACUUCGACGUUGUGCGGGUGUUUCAGCGGUGGAACGGCGGGCGGUAGGGUGCGGGCCUCGGCGGCGAGGACGUAG